CAGGCCUCGGGCCCUCAGGCGGGCGACAGGCAUCGGACCCCAGGACGAAGCGGCGGGCACCGAGUCACCAGGCACGACAGUGGGCACCGAGUCGUCUGGCAAGACUGCGGGCACCGAGUUCACAACUGGCGGAACAGCGGGCAUCGAGUCAACUGGCGGAACAGCGGGCACCGAGUCGUCUGGCAAGACUGCGGGCACCGAGUCGUCUGGCAAGACUGCGGGCACCGAGUCGUCUGGCAAGACUGCGGGCACCGAGUCGUCUGGCAAGACUGCGGGCACCGAGUCAACUGGUGGAACUGCGGGCAUCGAGUCAACUGGAGGCGGAACAGCGGGCACCGAGUCGUCUGGCGGAAGACUGCGGGGCACCGAGUCGUCUGGCGCAAGACUGCGGGCACC
Staurois parvus is the source of this 396-nucleotide messenger RNA. The record is from the annotation of a GenBank genome assembly. Lineage: Eukaryota; Metazoa; Chordata; Amphibia; Anura; Ranidae.